Molecule: messenger RNA, 2715 nt
Organism: Ananas comosus (pineapple)
Lineage: Eukaryota; Viridiplantae; Streptophyta; Magnoliopsida; Poales; Bromeliaceae
Product: amino-acid permease BAT1 homolog
Exons: 8
Coding region: 895-2625 (576 amino acids)
Biological process (GO): gamma-aminobutyric acid transport; transmembrane transport
Cellular component (GO): membrane
Molecular function (GO): L-glutamate transmembrane transporter activity; gamma-aminobutyric acid transmembrane transporter activity; L-alanine transmembrane transporter activity
Source: RefSeq, a predicted model, not a curated record
UAAUAGUAAGAUACUUUGAAACUGGGUCAAACAGAGCAUUUAUUAAUGGUACCUCUUCCACCAUGAGAGAAAUAGUUUACACUAUUUUAGACACAAUAUUUUGGACACAUCAAUCCCACCAAAUUUGAACAGUCAAAGGAGUGAGACAAAAUGAAAUUUCCACUAGAAUCUUUGACUCUUAUGUAGAAAAGCCACAAAUAUAAUGAGCUAAUUUAAUUUGACUCAGUUUGUGGCAUGUGGCAACCCACAAUUGUUCAACAAAUGGCUAAACUACAUUAAUAGAGACAAUCCUGUGAAAUCCUGUUACUUAGAGGUGGUGGCAAAGGAUCCGAUAACCCGGCAAAACGCAACCCGAAUCGCAGGGUUUCAAAACCAAUUACCCCAAAUCGGAUCCAGUAAUAUCUCAUCAGAUUCAAAUGUCCAUUGGGCUUGUUUUCUAUCCCAGCGUAGUCGAUUACUAAAACUCUGAUGGAAACUGAUACAGUCAAUUCAGCGUUAGAGUUUAUAAAAAAAUACAACUCAAUCAAGCCGAGCAAAAAAUUCGGCCCAUUUCCGUAAAGAGCAAUCUUUAAAUGGCUAUAACUUUUCGCUCCAGCAUCCGACUUCAACAUGCAACUCUAAUUUAGGAAACACUUUUUGAGGUUUAUGUGUCAAACAGCAAAGCAGUUUUGGCCGAGUUUGGGAUCAAAAUUUAAUUGUUUCGGCCUCUGUUUUUAUAUUUUUAGGUUAUUUUUACAAAGAAUUGGUUUUUUACAAAGAUUUUUUCUUACAAAUAUUAUUUUGGUUUUUUCGAAGAAUUAAUUAGUUCUUCGUGUAUUCCUCUCUUUUUGUCCUUAUGCUUCUUUUCUCUCAAAGCGGUUUAGGUCUGCGUCAGAAUCCAAUUGAAAACCUCGCAUGUUCGGUUUCUGGUCGGACACGGGUCAAAUUUAUAUGGCGGGUUCGGUUUUGGAUUCGGAUCCUUUGUUAUGUAGACUUUGUACUUGGCAUUAUAUAUAUGUAGCAGUUGUGGAAAGUGAAGAGUGGGAAUCUGGGAGUAUCUUCUCAUUCCCACAUGUAGAAAUGGCUACACCAGAAGGCCAUGAAGCAAAUGGCAAUGAGAGAAAUUCGGGUGCCGAUGAUCCGGACCGCGCCCGGCUCCGCGAGCUGGGCUACAAGCAGGAGCUGAAGCGCGGCCUCUCGGUGGUGUCGAACUUCGCGUUCUCGUUCGCGAUCAUAUCGGUGCUGACCGGCGUGACGACCACGUACAACACCGGGCUGCGGUACGGCGGGCCCGCGUCGGCGACGCUCGGGUGGGUGGUGGUGACGGCGAUGAACGGGUGCAUCGCGCUGGCGAUGGCGGAGAUUUGCUCCGCGUACCCGACGUCGGGCGGGCUGUACUACUGGAGCGCCCGGCUCACCGGCGAGGACUGGGCUCCUCUCGCCUCCUGGAUGACCGGCUGGUUUAACAUUGUUGGACAGUGGGCUGGUACUACAAGUGUGGACUUCUCUCUAGCCCAGCUACUCCAAGUUAUCAUUCUACUGAGCACAGGAGGAGCCAAUGGUGGAGGGUACUUGGCAUCUAAAUACAUGGUGCUAGGGUUCCAUGGUGGCAUCUUGUUGUUGCAUGGCAUGAUUAAUAGCCUUCCUGUAACAUGGCUGUCAAUCUUUGGCCAAAUUGGUGCCCUCUGGAAUAUGUUAGGUGUUUUUGCAUUUGUGAUUCUAAUUCCCAUUGUUGCUACGGAGAAGGCGAGUUUCAAAUUUGUGUUUACUCACUUCAACACAGAUAAUGGUGAGGGGAUACAUAACAAGCUCUACAUAUUUGUUUUGGGUCUCUUGAUGAGCCAAUACUCCAUGGCAGGAUAUGAUGCAUCUGCUCACAUGACAGAGGAAACAAAGAAUGCAGACAGGAGUGGAUCAAUUGGGAUAAUAACUGCAGUCAGCCUGUCCUCCAUCUUUGGCUGGGCCUAUUUGAUAGCAAUUACAUUUGCAGUGACCAACAUACCAUAUCUUCUGGAUAGCAACAAUGAUGCUGGAGGCUAUGCAAUUGCUGAAAUCUUCUACCUCAUAUUCAAGGAAAGAUAUGGAAGUGGAGCUGGAGGGAUAGUCUGCUUGGGAGUGGUGGCAGUUGCCAUAUUCUUCUGUGGUGUCAGCUUAGUCACAAGCAACUCCAGGAUGGCAUAUGCCUUCUCUAGAGAUGGAGCAAUGCCAUUUUCAGCAGUCUGGUACUCAGUAAACAAGCAGGAAGUCCCUGUAAAUGCUGUCUGGUUAUCUGUGGUUCUCGCAUUUUGCAUGGCGCUCACGUCGCUGGGCAGCUCCGUCGCGUUCCAGGCGAUGGCGUCGAUCUCGACGAUCGUUCCCUACAUCGCCUACACUCUGCCGGUCUUCUUCAAGGUGACGCUGGGGCGCAAGUCUUUCGUCCGCGGCCCCUUCCAUCUCGGUCGGUACAGCGCUGCCGUCGGCUGGACUGCAGUUCUCUGGGUCGCGAUGAUCACCGUCUUCUUCUCGCUGCCCGUGGCGUAUCCGAUCACCAAGGAUAACUUCAACUACACCCCUGUUGCCAUCGGGGGAGUGCUCUUCUGCACUCUCUUCUCCUGGUUCUGGAGUGGUAGAUAUUGGUUCAAAGGCCCCAUCAAAAACAUUCAUUAGAGCACGUUUCAAACCUCCAUAGUUUUUGUUUUUUUUAACCAUUGGAAUGUAACAGUACUUGCUCUGAAAACAUUGAAGGUAUCGUUUUAU